Linum trigynum is the source of this 4422-nucleotide messenger RNA. Lineage: Eukaryota; Viridiplantae; Streptophyta; Magnoliopsida; Malpighiales; Linaceae. The record is from the annotation of a GenBank genome assembly.
CGUGUUGUACUAUAAAAAUAACAUGUGAGAUAUUCCUAUAGGUUAAGAUUAAUGAAAUAUAUCAACAUAAUUCAAUUUAUUGGCACACAAUAAUUUCAUGUGUUUAAGAAUAUCACCAAACACCAAUGGUCACUAAAUUUUUUGUAGCUUUUUUGAAACCGAAUUAUGGUUAUAUGACUUAAAUAUGUCCGUGCUCAAUUGGUAAGAAGUUACAAGAAAAUUAAUGUACAUAUACAUAUGUAUUUGUCAUCUUUAGGAAAUGAAUUUUACGUUUCUCGCAUAUUAAAUGAUAUCAUUAUCUUUUCUUUUAUGCGAUUUCAAUUUCAUUCUAUUUUCAAAUUUGCGUACGUCAUUGGAUUUUCUUCCAUGCACAAUUAUAAAACACAUUGUCUUUACUUUUUUUCCUGAUGUUAUUAUAAUUUUCUCUUUUUUCUUUUUAUUGUUUGACAUUAAUUAUUUUCUUUUUAUUAGAGUGUAGAUUUGCAACUGAGUCAUCUUCAUAUGCAUAGCAUCUUAAUUAAAAAAGAUUUAUAAACAAAUGUUAAUAUAUAUAAUGGUUGAGAUGUAAAUAACUAUUUUUAUCCAUACUUAAUGUGACACGCUAAUACAUAUAUUACUAUUCUAUUUUCAAUAACCAUUUAUACUCGCAGGAUAACCUGACUCAUAAGAUAAUGAUAUAAUUCUUCUCCGUUACCUUUAAGAGUACAACUCGAAAGGACUUAUUGUCCCUUCCCGUGACCAUGGCAAAAUAUGGAGUAUUUAGUUUCCCAUCACCCACCUCUCAGUCCUUACUCGCUUAACUUAACUGUCAAGAUACAUCCGAUAUGCUAUAUCUCAUUCAGUCAAAUAAACAUUCAUUCAUCACCACAUGUCAUACCACAUUCAUCACCUCGAACUCAAAUAAUUCAUACAUUAACAACAUAAGGACCAUCACCCAGCCUCUUGAUAACUCACUGUAUAAACAUGUAUGCAUCAAGUAUCACAUCAUAUCGGCAUUACCAUUUAACCCCAUCCCAACAUAGCGAAACAUCACAUCAUCUAAUGGUAAAUCAUUGUCUAAAACACCAUAGAAAACCAUCACAUAACCAUCAUCAUUGACAUGCACAUUUCAUAUAUCACAUUAUAGGAAGUCAAUAAGUCAUCACUUAACCACAUCAUAAGUAAUCUUUACACAAGAAUUCAAUCACAUGCAUGGUUAGGUUGAUUCAGGGACUUUUACUUCUUAAUUUGCCAAGUCAUACACUCCCCGGAUAGUACAUUAGAUGUAAUGUACACCACCUUGGAUCGUACCUAGACUGGUAUCCUGUAAUCCACUACGGGAUCAUACCCCGACCGAUAUCCUGUAUAACAGUGCGGGACAUACACGAAUCGGUGUCCUGUAAAACCAAUGCAGGAUCAUACCCUGACCAAUGUCCCGUAAAUUCAUCUAUUGUACUAAUUGCACAACAUGGCUCCUUUAUGUUUGUAUUAAGUUAUCACACAAUUCCAAUUACAACCAGUCACACAUUUAAUAUUGGAUGAUAAUGUGAAGCGAAGACAAAGUGUCCCUAUAACUAACAUUUCGAUUUGAUAUCAUUCAUAAAAUGUUGAAGGUAAUAUAGAAGCAUAGCAAGUUUGGUUGUACUUUAAUAUGAUUGUGGAAAAGGCUAGCGUACAAUCGAGGUGUAAUAUACACCUUCGUUCACACCUAUUAGUUGUUCUUUAAUAUAUUUUGACAAAUAAUAAUCCUUGGUUAUUAUUUUUGUAUUAAAUGAAUCUUACGAUUUGGAUUGAGAAUUAGAGAAUGGGGUUCACCCAUUAGAGACUAUGGUAUAGUAUCAUGUCCCAAACUCUGUUAAUUAAUGGUCUAAAACUCUAAAUAGCAAAACUCGAAAUGAGUACGGUAAGGUGGCGGAAGCUAGCUUAAACCAUAUACAACUUAUGAAGUUGAAAAUUGCAGGUCAAUCAAAGAUUAGAUGGUAUGAAUACUAUUUUCGAAGCAGUGAUGAAGUUACAACGUUGUUUAACAUUAUUGUUGAUCAUGAUUAAAACCUUGAUAGCGCCCCUCAUAUCUUUUUUUUUAUUCAACGCGCCCCUCAUAUAUGAUGAAACAAGGAUAAUAGAUAAAAAUAAUAAAUAAAUAUGAAAAUUAGGAGUCCGAUACCAUUGGAAAAAUUACAUAUAAUAGAGGUAAAGGUACAAACAAAUGUAACUCGCCGCCCAUCGGGCGGGCACAAAACUAGUAACCAUUUGAACACCCCUACUUAUUGUAUCCAAGUGUAAAGUAGUCGAGGGACCGUUCAUGUAAUUGACUCACAAUUUACCGUGAAGUAAAUAGGGUAAUAAGUGGCGGAAUGUUUCACUAAUUACAUGUUGCUUUGCUAGGGUUUCCCGUAGCCAAUCGUCAAUCCCUCGCCGGAUAAAGUGUCGUUCCCUUGACAGCUAGAGUUCGAUCGAAUCUCGCCGGAAUCAGGUAACUAGUUUUUCAUUGAUUCGCUUCGUUUCGUCAUGAAUCUUGUCUUAUGCCCUAAUCGGUCGACUGUACUUCACGGGUAACUAGUUUUCUUGGAAAGAGAAACGAGCGGCGGCGAACAUGGCAGCAGGGAGCGCAGAAGGGUUUCAGAAGCCCCAGCUCCAAGUUCCAAUCCACGGCGUUGUCGGGUCGGAAGAAACCGGCGGCAGGUUGAGCAAUCUCCCGGACAACAUUCUGCAUCACAUCCUGUCAUUCCUCGACACGAAACACGUCGUGCGAACCAGCGUCCUGUCCAGAAGGUGGAGAUCCCAGUGGAAAAACGCCCACGCUCUCAAUUUCUUUGUGCACCACUACACCGUGCGCGAAGCCGAGUUCAGAGAACACGUGGUCAAGUUCCUGUCCCGCCGCCGCGGACCCGACGCCGCAGCUGUCUCCAGCGUCACCAUCGACGUGUCCAAUCUCAUGUGGAAACAGGAGAAGCUGGAGAUGGACCUGUUUGAUAAGGUCAUGAAAUACGUUGCUCGUCGUCGGGGUAGUAGUAAUAAUAGUCCUCCUCUUCGCCGAUUGGCAGUGUGUGGUUGCCCUGGGUUGAAAAAAGUCAACUACAUCAACUUCACUGAGCUCGCUGGGUCCGUGAUGGCUCACCGCCAUCACGAGUCUCUCGAGGCUGUCGAAUUGGGCUACUGCAAUCUCCAGAGCGGCGAUGCUUUUGGGUCGGUGAGAUUCGGCAGCCUGACGAAUCUUGAACUCCGUGGCUGCACGUUCUCGUCUGUGGCGGCGGCGGCGGCGGCGGCUGCUUGUUGUGACCCUUUCGUCGAUCUCCCUAGUCUGAGCCACCUGAAGCUUGAUUCCUGCUUGAUGUUGUCAGCAGGCUGCAGCUUGAGAAUUUCGGGGCUCGAGCUUCUGAGUCUGGAGAUUUUGAGUGUACACUCGCCUAGGGGAAUCGAUGUGGUUGCUCCGAAGCUGAAGUUUUUCCUUUACUACGACUAUUCGGCGGUGGAACUCGAGAACUUGGACCUUCCUUCGCUGGACUGCGCGAUGAUUCGAGUGAGUUGGGGUGAUCAUCAGUGGGGUCGCAACACGGCAGUACGAAUGCGAAUUCAAAAGAACGAGGAAUAUAUGAAGCUGUUGCGUGGGUUGCAUAAUGCAACAUCUCUCACCCUACGUUUUGCCAAGAACUAUUGUGGAGAGUGGAAAGAACAUCAAUUCCCAUUUAACAACAUGAAGUCGUCGAUGGAGUCGGAAGCAUCUCCGUUUACGAGGCUGAAGAUCUUGAGGGUGGAGUACCCACAAGACCCACCAAUCGCGCCAAAUGAUCAUGUGAUCCGGUACUUCUUCGAAGGCUCAUCUAAUGUAGAAGAGAAGAUCGUUAAGUUUGAGAAAGGUCACAUUGUGAACUAUUGUUAAACUUGUUGCUCCAAAGCUGAAACCUUAAGCUUUUCCACAGCUGUGAGAGCAUGGAUCAGAGGUUGAAUGAGGCAUAUAACAGCGACAUCUCCCAACCUACCUUUUGACGAGGAAGAGGUUUAUUUGGUGUUGAUGUGACUUGAAUCGGACUAUCAGCCGCUACGACUGGUAACAGCGACAUCUCCCACGGUGUAUGGGCUCAAUGUUAUUUGGGUUCGGGUUCUGGGCCUGGUCUGUAACCGUUUCCUUUGCCAGAUUGGAUUAGGUUUAGACCCACAUGGAGAAGUACUAUAAAUACUUCUCAUACUCCUCUGUAAUCUCCUUGAUAUAGUGAAACUGGCUCUCUCUCGCCCGUGGACGUAACUAACACACAUCGUGUUAGUGAACCACGUAAAUCGUGUGUCGUGUUUUCGAUUCUCGCUUUCGUAUUCUUGCUUUUGUCGAUUCCUGCGAUUUCCCGAUUCGUAGCAGCGCGUUUGUAACACUUGGGCUGAUGUGGAGAUUACAUAUUUGAACAGCAACAGUAGCCUUAUUGUGUAGGACAAUAACAAUUAUGUUUCUCG